CUGUGUGCAUCCCAGGACUCACCCGAUUUUUUCCCCUUUAACGCAUCCCCUUCUCUUCAAGGUGGGAUGAAUUUGGACAGAAUCUCAGAGGCAGGGAGAGCGCCGCCGCCCCGCGACGUGACCGCCGCGUUUCAUUUACAGAGAACCCCAAACAGCAGCCGAGAAACUUUAGAGAACUCAAGCAGCGAGUCUUCAGACACAGAGCUGGCAGAAAAGGAUAGGAGCGCAGAGCACAGGAGCGAUGACGGGAACGCGGACGACCCCAAGAAGAAGAAGCAGCGGCGUCAGCGGACUCACUUCACCAGCCAGCAGCUGCAGGAGCUGGAGGCCACUUUUCAAAGGAACCGCUACCCGGACAUGAGCACAAGGGAGGAGAUCGCCGUCUGGACAAACCUCACCGAGGCCAGAGUGCGGGUAUGGUUCAAAAACCGUCGGGCCAAGUGGAGGAAGAGGGAGCGGAACCAGCAAAUGGACCUGUGCAAGAACAGCUACCUGCCGCAGUUCAGCGGCCUCAUGCAGCCCUACGACGACAUGUACCCGGCCUACACCUACAACAACUGGACCAACAAGGGCCUCACCCCGGCGCCGCUGUCCACCAAGAACUUCACCUUCUUCAACUCCAUGAGUCCCCUCACUUCGCAGUCCAUGUUCUCCGCGCCUAACUCCAUCUCCUCCAUGACCAUGGCCUCCGGGAUGGGUCACUCCGCCGUGCCGGGCAUGCCCGCCCCGGGCCUCAACAACAUCAGCAACUUGAACGGGAUCGGAACCUCGGGCAUCAACUCGGCCAUGUCGUCGUCCACGUGCCCCUACGGACCCCCUGGCUCUCCGUACAGCGUUUACAGGGACACUUGCAACUCCAGCCUGGCCAGCCUCAGACUCAAGUCCAAACAGCACCCGACGUUCGGAUACAGCGGCCUGCAGAGCCCCGGAUCCAGCCUGAACGCCUGCCAGUACAACAGCUGA
Menidia menidia (Atlantic silverside) is the source of this 963-nucleotide messenger RNA. Lineage: Eukaryota; Metazoa; Chordata; Actinopteri; Atheriniformes; Atherinopsidae. The record is from the annotation of a GenBank genome assembly.